AUGAUGGCGGCGCUUUCGCUUGUCGUGGAAGGGGAAUUGCAGGUGAGGAUGCCGUGGCAGGUGAGGAUGACGUGGCAGGCGCACACCACCCCCUCAGACCAGCAUCUUACUCACGUCAACCUAGACGCAUCAGCAGAUGCCGAGCGGCUUGCUGAGGCUAGUGUCAAUGCCUCCUCUUUCCCCGCCCUACAGGCUCACACCACCCCCUCAGACCAGCAUCUUACUCACGUCAACCUAGACGCAUCAGCAGAUGCCGAGCGGCUUGCUGAGGCUAGUGUCAAUGCCUCCUCUUUCCCCGCCCUACAGGCUCACACCACCCCCUCAGACCAGCAUCUUACUCACGUCAACCUAGACGCAUCAGCAGAUGCCGAGCGGCUUGCUGAGGCUAGUGUCAAUGCCUCCUCUUUCCCCGCCCUACAGGCUCACACCACCCCCUCAGACCAGCAUCUUACUCACGUCAACCUAGACGCAUCAGCAGAUGCCGAGCGGCUUGCUGAGGCUAGUGUCAAUGCCUCCUCUUUCCCCGCCCUACAGGCUCACACCACCCCCUCAGACCAGCAUCUUACUCACGUCAACCUAGACGCAUCAGCAGAUGCCGAGCGGCUUGCUGAGGCUAGUGUCAAUGCCUCCUCUUUCCCCGCCCUACAGGCUCACACCACCCCCUCAGACCAGCAUCUUACUCACGUCAACCUAGACGCAUCAGCAGAUGCCGAGCGGCUUGCUGAGGCUAGUGUCAAUGCCUCCUCUUUCCCCGCCCUACAGGCUCACACCACCCCCUCAGACCAGCAUCUUACUCACGUCAACCUAGACGCAUCAGCAGAUGCCGAGCGGCUUGCUGAGGCUAGUGUCAAUGCCUCCUCUUUCCCCGCCCUACAGGCUCACACCACCCCCUCAGACCAGCAUCUUACUCACGUCAACCUAGACGCAUCAGCAGAUGCCGAGCGGCUUGCUGAGGCUAGUGUCAAUGCCUCCUCUUUCCCCGCCCUACAGGCUCACACCACCCCCUCAGACCAGCAUCUUACUCACGUCAACCUAGACGCAUCAGCAGAUGCCGAGCGGCUUGCUGAGGCUAGUGUCAAUGCCUCCUCUUUCCCCGCCCUACAGGCUCACACCACCCCCUCAGACCAGCAUCUUACUCACGUCAACCUAGACGCAUCAGCAGAUGCCGAGCGGCUUGCUGAGGCUAGUGUCAAUGCCUCCUCUUUCCCCGCCCUACAGGCUCACACCACCCCCUCAGACCAGCAUCUUACUCACGUCAACCUAGACGCAUCAGCAGAUGCCGAGCGGCUUGCUGAGGCUAGUGUCAAUGCCUCCUCUUUCCCCGCCCUACAGGCUCACACCACCCCCUCAGACCAGCAUCUUACUCACGUCAACCUAGACGCAUCAGCAGAUGCCGAGCGGCUUGCUGAGGCUAGUGUCAAUGCCUCCUCUUUCCCCGCCCUACAGGCUCACACCACCCCCUCAGACCAGCAUCUUACUCACGUCAACCUAGACGCAUCAGCAGAUGCCGAGCGGCUUGCUGAGGCUAGUGUCAAUGCCUCCUCUUUCCCCGCCCUACAGGCUCACACCACCCCCUCAGACCAGCAUCUUACUCACGUCAACCUAGACGCAUCAGCAGAUGCCGAGCGGCUUGCUGAGGCUAGUGUCAAUGCCUCCUCUUUCCCCGCCCUACAGGCUCACACCACCCCCUCAGACCAGCAUCUUACUCACGUCAACCUAGACGCAUCAGCAGAUGCCGAGCGGCUUGCUGAGGCUAGUGUCAAUGCCUCCUCUUUCCCCGCCCUACAGGCUCACACCACCCCCUCAGACCAGCAUCUUACUCACGUCAACCUAGACGCAUCAGCAGAUGCCGAGCGGCUUGCUGAGGCUAGUGUCAAUGCCUCCUCUUUCCCCGCCCUACAGGCUCACACCACCCCCUCAGACCAGCAUCUUACUCACGUCAACCUAGACGCAUCAGCAGAUGCCGAGCGGCUUGCUGAGGCUAGUGUCAAUGCCUCCUCUUUCCCCGCCCUACAGGCUCACACCACCCCCUCAGACCAGCAUCUUACUCACGUCAACCUAGACGCAUCAGCAGAUGCCGAGCGGCUUGCUGAGGCUAGUGUCAAUGCCUCCUCUUUCCCCGCCCUACAGGCUCACACCACCCCCUCAGACCAGCAUCUUACUCACGUCAACCUAGACGCAUCAGCAGAUGCCGAGCGGCUUGCUGAGGCUAGUGCCAAUGCCUCCUCUUUCCCCGCCCUACAGGCUCACACCACCCCCUCAGACCAGCAUCUUACUCACGUCAACCUAGACGCAUCAGCAGAUGCCGAGCGGCUUGCUGAGGCUAGUGUCAAUGCCUCCUCUUUCCCCGCCCUACAGGCUCACACCACCCCCUCAGACCAGCAUCUUACUCACGUCAACCUAGACGCAUCAGCAGAUGCCGAGCGGCUUGCUGAGGCUAGUGUCAAUGCCUCCUCUUUCCCCGCCCUACAGGCUCACACCACCCCCUCAGACCAGCAUCUUACUCACGUCAACCUAGACGCAUCAGCAGAUGCCGAGCGGCUUGCUGAGGCUAGUGUCAAUGCCUCCUCUUUCCCCGCCCUACAGGCUCACACCACCCCCUCAGACCAGCAUCUUACUCACGUCAACCUAGACGCAUCAGCAGAUGCCGAGCGGCUUGCUGAGGCUAGUGUCAAUGCCUCCUCUUUCCCCGCCCUACAGGCUCACACCACCCCCUCAGACCAGCAUCUUACUCACGUCAACCUAGACGCAUCAGCAGAUGCCGAGCGGCUUGCUGAGGCUAGUGUCAAUGCCUCCUCUUUCCCCGCCCUACAGGCUCACACCACCCCCUCAGACCAGCAUCUUACUCACGUCAACCUAGACGCAUCAGCAGAUGCCGAGCGGCUUGCUGAGGCUAGUGUCAAUGCCUCCUCUUUCCCCGCCCUACAGGCUCACACCACCCCCUCAGACCAGCAUCUUACUCACGUCAACCUAGACGCAUCAGCAGAUGCCGAGCGGCUUGCUGAGGCUAGUGUCAAUGCCUCCUCUUUCCCCGCCCUACAGGCUCACACCACCCCCUCAGACCAGCAUCUUACUCACGUCAACCUAGACGCAUCAGCAGAUGCCGAGCGGCUUGCUGAGGCUAGUGUCAAUGCCUCCUCUUUCCCCGCCCUACAGGCUCACACCACCCCCUCAGACCAGCAUCUUACUCACGUCAACCUAGACGCAUCAGCAGAUGCCGAGCGGCUUGCUGAGGCUAGUGUCAAUGCCUCCUCUUUCCCCGCCCUACAGGCUCACACCACCCCCUCAGACCAGCAUCUUACUCACGUCAACCUAGACGCAUCAGCAGAUGCCGAGCGGCUUGCUGAGGCUAGUGUCAAUGCCUCCUCUUUCCCCGCCCUACAGGCUCACACCACCCCCUCAGACCAGCAUCUUACUCACGUCAACCUAGACGCAUCAGCAGAUGCCGAGCGGCUUGCUGAGGCUAGUGUCAAUGCCUCCUCUUUCCCCGCCCUACAGGCUCACACCACCCCCUCAGACCAGCAUCUUACUCACGUCAACCUAGACGCAUCAGCAGAUGCCGAGCGGCUUGCUGAGGCUAGUGUCAAUGCCUCCUCUUUCCCCGCCCUACAGGCUCACACCACCCCCUCAGACCAGCAUCUUACUCACGUCAACCUAGACGCAUCAGCAGAUGCCGAGCGGCUUGCUGAGGCUAGUGUCAAUGCCUCCUCUUUCCCCGCCCUACAGGCUCACACCACCCCCUCAGACCAGCAUCUUACUCACGUCAACCUAGACGCAUCAGCAGAUGCCGAGCGGCUUGCUGAGGCUAGUGUCAAUGCCUCCUCUUUCCCCGCCCUACAGGCUCAUACCACCCCCUCAGACCAGCAUCUUACUCACGUCAACCUAGACGCAUCAGCAGAUGCCGAGCGGCUUGCUGAGGCUAGUGUCAAUGCCUCCUCUUUCCCCGCCCUACAGGCUCACACCACCCCCUCAGACCAGCAUCUUACUCACGUCAACCUAGACGCAUCAGCAGAUGCCGAGCGGCUUGCUGAGGCUAGUGUCAAUGCCUCCUCUUUCCCCGCCCUACAGGCGCACACCACCCCCUCAUACCAGCGCCUCACUCACCUAAACCUGGAAGCAUCAGCAGAUGCGGAGCGGCUCGCUGACCUGACGGUCGGCGUGGGCGUGUUUGUGCGCUGCCAGCUGGCGGCGCGGGCGGCAACGCUUCGGCAGCUAGUGGCGGAGGCGGAGGAGGCGGAGCGGCAGCUUGCUGACCUGGAAGGGGUGGUGGUUGAGCUGGAUAGAUUCACUGGGAAGCUGGAAAGAGCCGUGGCAAAAGCCCUUAGGGAGGGGGUGUGA
Molecule: messenger RNA, 4338 nt
Organism: Closterium sp. Naga37s-1
Lineage: Eukaryota; Viridiplantae; Streptophyta; Zygnematophyceae; Desmidiales; Closteriaceae
Source: the annotation of a GenBank genome assembly